AUGUAUUCCUUAUAUGUUCACAUAUUCUAUUUCCGAGCACAUCAGAAGGAAACUUACUCGAGCGCGGAGAAGGUGGCGUACCCGGUGGUGGUCUACGUGCACGGCGAGUCGUACGAGUGGGGUUCGGCCAGCCUGUACGACGGCUCCGUGCUGGCGGCGCUCGGCAGGCUCAUCGUCGUCACCAUCAACUACAGGCUGGGCAUCCUGGGCUUCUUCAACCCGAACGUGGACCCCCUGGGGCGCGCCACGGUGGCCAACUACGGCCUCAUGGACCAGCUGGCGGCGCUGCACUGGGUCCAGGAGAACAUCGUGCGCUUCGGCGGCGACCCCGGCCACGUGACCGUCAUGGGCCACGGCACCGGCGCCGCCUGCCUCAACUUCCUCGUCAUCUCGCCCGCCGCCGCAGCCGGACUCUUCAAACGAGCCAUCCUCAUGUCCGGUUCAGCGCUGAGUCCUUGGGCGGCGGUACAGGAACCCGUGUACUACGCGGUGCAGGCGGCGCGACAACUGGGCUGCGAUGUACCGGACGACCUGUACCGGCACUACGAGACUCUCCUGCACUGCCUCAGGGACCGGACCGUCGACCAGAUCCUCCAGGUUGAGUUGGAGACGCCACAGUUCCUGUCAUCCAUCGGUCCCAGUGUGGACGGGGUAACGAUAAGGCCGGAUUGGAAGCAGCAACACACGAAAAUGGGUCAGGAAGGUCGCACUCCUGUGGACAUCCUCCUCGGCGUCACAGCUACGGACAUCCUCGAGGUGUUCAGCGACGCCGAAAUACAGCAUGGAUUCGAGGCCGACCACCGGGACCGUAUUCUUCGAACUUUUGUCACGAACAACUACCGUUAUCAUCUCCAGGAGAUCGUGCUGGCCAUCACCGCCGAGUACACGGACUGGUCGCGGCCCGUGCAGCAUCCGGUCAACAUCCGGGACCUGACGGCGGAGGCGCUGCACGACGCGGCGCUCGUGUCGCCCGUCACCGUCGCCGCCAACCAGCUGUACACCGCCGCCAGGGCCGCCUUCUUCUACGUCAUUGACCACACGCUCGACGACCCCGACCCGGAGAGAGGACCCGAAGUCUCCCUCAAUGAGCUCCUGUACGUGUUUGGAACCCCCCUGGGUGCUGGGGGUCCCGUGGCUCCCCCCAUCAACUACACCAAGACAGAAGCAGCUCUCAGCGAAUCGGUUAUCACGACUUGGACCAAUUUCAUCAAGACUGGAAACCCGAACGAGGCCGGCGUGGGCGGCGACGGCGGAAACCCUCGCGAGAAAUACAAGUACAAGAGUCAGGAUUGGGCAAAUUAUGAUCCGCAGUACCGCAGAUACCUCGAAUUCGGCAGCCGCGGCCGCGUGCGGGACCACUACCGGGCGAGCCGCGUGGCGCUGUGGUCGUGGCUGGUGCCCGGCCUGGAGCGCGUGGGCGCCCGCUACGGCCCCGACUCGCCCUUCCACCGCCUGCCCGACCACCAGCGCCCCGACACCUUCUCGGGCCCGACGCGCCCCACCAACCUGUCCAGCAACCUCCUGCCGCCCCCGACCACGCCCCCGCCGCCGCCCACCACCCCCGCGCCCGCCUCGUCCCCCGCGCCCCGCCACACCACGCCCCCCGGCGCGGCGGGCGCGAACGGCAGCAGCAGCGUGGCUGGGCUGCUGGAGGGCCUGGGGCUGGGCCAGCGGCAGCCGCAGCCGCACCCGCAGCAGGGCGCCGCCGCCUUCCCCUACACGACGGCGCUGAGCCUGACGGUGGCCAUCGGCUGCUCGCUGCUCAUCCUCAACCUGCUGGUGUUCGCCGCCGUCUACUACCGCCGCGAUUCGGCCCGCGGCCACGUGGCCCUCAACAAGCCGGCGUCAGGGUCACGAGGGCGGCGCGGGCUCGGAGGGCGGCGGCAUCGGCCUGGGCGGCAUGGGCGGCAUGGGCGGCGGCGGCACCGACGUGCAGCUGCGCUCGCCCGGCGACGGCUGCAAGCCCUCGUCGCCGUCGCACUGCGGAACGCUGCGCUCGUCCGCCACGCUGCGCUCCUCGCUGGCCACGUCGUGCGACGGCGACCAGCACGAGUGGCCGCCCGACUACACCACGUGCUGCCAGGGCGGCCCGACCUCGGCCCAGGGCGGAGGCCAGGCCGCGCCCUCCUCGCGCCCCCCGCACAACGGCACGGCCACGCUAAGGGCCGUUCCGCGCCCCCCGCCCCCGCCGAGGUCGUCCUCGUACCCGUCCCACGUCGAGGCCCAGCCGCUGCUCUCGCCCUCCGCCCUCCUCCACGCCAACAACGCCCAGUGCUCCGAGAUGCGGGUGUGAGGCCCCCGCCCGCGCCCACGCCCCCACCCGCGCCCGCAGCCAGGUCAAAGGGCGAGAGCUUGGCGGAUGCUCUAAGGCGAUUAAGCAUUCCGGAUCGGCGCUCCGAGGGAAGCCGCCACUCGGCCGCAGCUCCGAAAAGCCCGGAUGUCGCAACAGAACAUGUCGACAACACGUUAUCAAAAAAAAAAGUAAAAUAAAGACAGGAAAAAGAAAAUACGCCAGUCUCUUUGAUCCUUCCUCUCGUACGACUGUUGAAUCAAUGACUGAACUCACAUGGAAUCUGUGAAACGAUUUACACGAAAAGGGAAAAAUAGAUGGGGUGUUGCUUCUUCAUCACAGAACAAAUGUAUAUUGUGAUGGAAGUGAUUAAACGAUGACGUGACAAUGACGCAAUGGGAACCAAGUGAUGACGUAGAUACAAAAAAAAAAAAAAAAUACAAAAGUGACUGCGAGAAAAACAUAGCAAGCGAGUGAAGCUAAGCCGGAGAGAAAAAUCUGCGAAAUUCAAAUUACAUUUUCGCAUUCAGGGUCUGUGUGUUUGUUAGUAUGUUCGCGCAUUUCAGGGCGGGGAUUUUAUUACUCUGAGUGCCAAAGGUGCCCCGUGGGCCUCUCGGUGGACGACAAUUGGUGCCAAAGUGAUGGUCAAGUGUAGCAUUGGCGUGUAGCGAUCUCAAGCAUCAAGGAUUUAUUUUUCAUCUAUCUGCA
Molecule: messenger RNA, 2998 nt
Organism: Penaeus chinensis
Lineage: Eukaryota; Metazoa; Arthropoda; Malacostraca; Decapoda; Penaeidae
Product: neuroligin-3-like
Exons: 10
Coding region: 1-2490 (829 amino acids)
Biological process (GO): synaptic vesicle endocytosis; chemical synaptic transmission; modulation of chemical synaptic transmission
Cellular component (GO): postsynaptic membrane; cell surface; synapse
Molecular function (GO): neurexin family protein binding; signaling receptor activity
Source: RefSeq, a predicted model, not a curated record